Fundulus heteroclitus (mummichog) is the source of this 1655-nucleotide messenger RNA. Its product is annotated as metabotropic glutamate receptor 5-like. The coding region runs from base 625 to 1563 and encodes 312 amino acids. The transcript has 8 exons. Gene Ontology annotation, cellular component: postsynaptic density membrane. The record is from RefSeq and is a predicted model, not a curated record. Gene Ontology annotation, biological process: G protein-coupled glutamate receptor signaling pathway; trans-synaptic signaling by endocannabinoid, modulating synaptic transmission; regulation of synaptic transmission, glutamatergic. NCBI's taxonomy places the organism in Eukaryota, Metazoa, Chordata, Actinopteri, Cyprinodontiformes, Fundulidae. Gene Ontology annotation, molecular function: adenylate cyclase inhibiting G protein-coupled glutamate receptor activity; G protein-coupled receptor activity involved in regulation of postsynaptic membrane potential.
UGCUGAGAAGAGGAGGAGCAGAGGGGUGUGUUGAAGGAGAGAGGUGUUUGGAGAAGAGGUUCAGGUGUGCGUGACUGGAAAACGGAGGAAGCUUCGGAAGCUGCACAGCGAUCUGCUGCUGCUGCUGCUGCUGCUGCUUUCGGGCUGUUUGACAUUGGACUUAUCGGCAGUCUCUCUCUCUCUCUCUCUCUCCUCUUUUUCCCCCUCUCCGGUGACAGCAUGCAUCCUAAUUGCGAAGCGGGACCGUGCGCGUGAUUUCAGAGAGGCAUGAAGGACCCCGCAAGGUUUCUGGGAAGAUGUCUUUCAUUGGCCUGUUCCAGGGGAGACCAGCGCAGCCUUGUCACUGGGGGAUCCUGGAGUCGUUUCAACCAUCAGUGAAACUUUUUUCAGACUUUCUCCUGAAUUUUCCAGAUUGCACAGCAACAGCUGUCCCCAUGACACACAAGCAGCCGUCAAAAAGCAAGUUGGAAAGGGAGAAUACUAAAAUGACUUUUGUUUCAAGCCUUCCACUGGGCCACCAGCUCUUGAGAUGGUCAGCCAAGCCGUUUGUCGCACAGUAGUACCCUGUGACACUUCUGCGCAUACAAUCUGAGAUCUGCCUGUGCUUUAUUACCUCGGUCUACCAUGAUGAUGCUUUGGCUUCUGCUGCUUCUGUCAAUUUGGGUGUGGUGUGAAGGAUCUGACUCCAGUGAACGGAGAAUUGUGGCACACAUGCCCGGAGACAUCAUCAUAGGAGCUCUGUUUUCUGUCCAUCACCAGCCUACUGCUGAUAAGGUUCAUGAACGCAAGUGUGGCGAAGUGCGUGAGCAGUACGGCAUCCAGAGGGUGGAGGCCAUGAUGCUGACGCUGGACCGAAUCAACGCUGACCAAAACAUCCUUCCCAACAUUACUCUGGGCUGCGAGAUCCGGGACUCCUGUUGGCACUCUGCUGUGGCUUUGGAGCAGAGCAUUGAGUUCAUACGGGAUUCUCUGGUGUCUUCUGAUGAAUCUGAGGACUGGGGUGGUUGUGCAGACCCAUCUGCUACUCCGAUGCGGGGAAAGAAACCCAUCGUUGGUUUAAUUGGACCGGGGUCAAGCUCAGUGGCCAUUCAGGUGCAGAAUCUGCUGCAGCUUUUCAACAUACCGCAGAUCGCCUACUCGGCAACAAGUAUGGACCUCAGUGACAAGAGCCUUUAUAAAUAUUUCAUGCGAGUGGUGCCGUCAGAUGCUCAGCAAGCACGGGCCAUGGUGGACAUAGUCAAAAGAUACAACUGGAGCUAUGUGUCUGCUAUCCACACCGAAGGCAACUAUGGUGAAAGUGGGAUGGAAGCAUUCAAGGACAUGGCGGCCAAGGAGGGCAUCUGCAUCGCCCACUCAGGUAAAAUCUGGAGCAACGCUGGCGAGCAGAGCUUUGAUCGUCUGCUGGAGAGACUGAGGGCGCACCUGCCCAAGGCUAGAGUAGUAGCGUGUUUUUGUGAAGGCAUGACCAUCCGCAACAUCCUCAUGGCCAUGAGACGGCAGAAGCUGGUCGGAGAGUUUGUCCUCGUCGGCAGAGAUCAGUGCUGUGUGUUUCCAUCAUCGUAGCCCGCAUCAUUUGUGUUGUCAUCGACGGCACCAUGCUCAUUAUCACCUCACUCAUCACUCUCCUCAUCCCCAGCAUCCUCAUCGUCGUCCUC